AUGUUGUUAUUCUUGGUCUUUGCCUUCACGGCGGUAACGGCCAUCUAUAGCUUCUACGCAUGGCACGCCGGCUACUGGAAGCGUCGAGGAAUUCCCGGACCACCGCCUAAACUAUUUUUUGGAAAUUUCUUGGAAAUGGAUAAAUUAGAGAAGCCAGCAGUACUCGUCUUUCCAGAGUGGACAAAGAAAUACGGAAAAGUCUUCGGAGUCCAAGAGGGAAUCCGAAAAGUUUUGGUGAUUAGCGACCUGGACAUGUUGCAGGAGCUUUUUGUGCGGAAAUUUGAUCAUUUCCAUGGAAGGAAGAUGAUGCCGAUGGCCCCGAAUCCCGAUACCGACCCCAGAAUCCACGUAUUCAAUGCCCGGGGCGCGCGAUGGAAGCGACUGCGUGUGCUUACAAACCCGUCGUUUUCCGUCAAUUCAUUGAAAAAAAUGCGGCAUACCGUCGAGGAUUCGGCAAAAGUGUUGUUGGGUCAUAUGGAAAAACACGCGAAUACUGGAAAGGGCUUCGAUAUUCAUAAGUUCUACCAAGAGUACACGAUGGAUGUGAUCGCCCGAGUGGCUAUGGGCCAAAAAGGCAGCCGACAGUUCGAUAAUCCAGCAGUUGCACUAGUGCUAGAGACCUUUAUGCGACGGGUCGACUCCCCAAUUUUCUACUGGAUCCUUGGCACGCCAUUCUGGGCAGAAAUUACCAGGAAGCUGUUCGUCAUGACGGCACAGCUGCGCGGCAGCCCGUUCUUGAAGGUGAUCAAGCUGAUCGAGAGCGCAGUCGAAGAGCGGAGACGACAGAGGAGUGCGCAAACGGAAUGGCAUGAGCCAAACGACUUUAUCGACCUUUUCCUUGACGCAGAAGCGGAGGUGGAGCUGGAUGGGAAAGAGAUUGACAAGAAUUACGUCAAGGUCGAGCGCAAGCUAGGUAAUCAGGAAAUCGUCGCCCAAUGCUUCGUAUUCCUCUUGGCCGGCUUCGACACGACAGCAAAUUCGCUAUCGUACGUCACCUAUCUUCUGGCUACCCAUCCAGAGAAACUCGAAAGAGUGGUAGAGGAGCUGGACCAAGUACUAGGCGACGAGAAGGAAUUCACCUACGAUAUGCUCAACGAACUGAAAUAUUUGGACAACGUGGUCAAAGAGGGGCUUCGGAUGUACCCGCUCGGAGCUUUCGCCAAUUCGAGGACCUGCAUGAAACCAACAACGCUCGGAAACGUCGAGGUCGAAGAGGGGACACUUGUCGUUUCCGACCCGUGGACAAUUCACUACGACAAAGAAAUUUGGGGCCGAGAUGCGGAUGAAUUUGUCCCGGAAAGGUGGGAUGAAGAACGACCCCGCCAUCUUCUCGCCUGGUUCCCCUUCGGCGUGGGCCCAAGACAGUGCAUCGGCAUGCGUCUGGCAUUUUUGGAAGAGAAAAUGGCGAUCGCCCAUCUUCUGCGCAACUACACGAUCUCAGCCGGGGCCGAGACGGAGAAAAAGCUGAACCUAAUCGGCAACUUCACCGUGUCGCCGGCCUCCGUGACUAUCUACUUGAACAAACGGGAGAAGCAU
This is a messenger RNA of Mesorhabditis spiculigera, 1536 nucleotides long. Lineage: Eukaryota; Metazoa; Nematoda; Chromadorea; Rhabditida; Rhabditidae. The record is from the annotation of a GenBank genome assembly.